Tachysurus fulvidraco (yellow catfish) is the source of this 2392-nucleotide messenger RNA. RefSeq names its product arginine vasopressin receptor 1Aa (gene avpr1aa). The record is from RefSeq and is a predicted model, not a curated record. The coding region runs from base 231 to 1472 and encodes 413 amino acids. Gene Ontology annotation, molecular function: vasopressin receptor activity; peptide binding. The transcript is spliced from 2 exons. Gene Ontology annotation, biological process: regulation of systemic arterial blood pressure by vasopressin; G protein-coupled receptor signaling pathway; positive regulation of vasoconstriction. Gene Ontology annotation, cellular component: membrane. Lineage: Eukaryota; Metazoa; Chordata; Actinopteri; Siluriformes; Bagridae.
AAGCGAACUUUGUUGCAUCUAAAGACAUUUGUUGGAAGUUUCCUCGCCUGCGGACUGCACGACUGACUGCAGAUCUGAACCAGUCGGUGUUUUCACGGUGUCUGAAAUGUGACUGCGGCUCUGAUCUAAAUUACUCCAUAGAAGAAGACGAAAUCCAGAGGAGGAGAGAAACAGGAGGAGUUCGCGUGUGCGCUUCGCUGUGACAGACGCGCGCUUGUGAAUGCGUCUGGAUGCGAAAAGCGCGCGCAACAGGAGCGACUCCAACCUGCGCGUUUCUCCAUCUCAGACCUGAUGCUAUACGCCAUCUGUUCGCUUUACCUGGCACUCACAAUACCUGCUUUCUCCAUGCUUCAGCAAUGAAUUUUUCAACCAACGAAAGCGACCCUUUUGGUCGGAACGAGGAGGUGGCCAAGCUAGAGAUCACGGUGCUGAGCGUCACCUUCGCCGUGGCCGUUGCGGGAAACCUCAGCGUCCUGGCAGCGAUAUGCAAGACGAAAAAGAAGCCGUCGCGCAUGCACCUCUUUAUCAAGCACCUGAGCCUGGCAGACCUGGUAGUGGCCUUUUUUCAAGUGUUACCGCAGCUGUGCUGGGAGAUCACAUUCCGCUUCUACGGUCCAGACUUUCUGUGCCGGAUCGUGAAGCACCUCCAGGUCAUGGGUAUGUUUGCAUCCACUUACAUGAUGGUGAUGAUGACGGUGGACCGCUACAUUGCUAUAUGCCACCCAUUGAAGACCCUGCAGGUGCCCACACGCCGGUCCUACGUCAUGAUCGCCAGCACGUGGUUGGGCAGCCUUGCGCUCAGCACACCACAGUACUUUAUCUUCUCCCUCAGCGAGAUCCGUAAUGGCUCAGACGUCUACGACUGUUGGGGCCACUUCAUCGAGCCUUGGGGCAUCCGCGCCUACAUCACCUGGAUCACUGUGGGCAUCUUUCUCGUGCCCGUCGUUGUGCUGAUCAUAUGUUACAGCUUCAUAUGCCUCAGCAUCUGGAGGAACAUCAGGUGCAAGACCAGAAACAGGGCAUGCAAACACGGGCUAACAGGGAACAGCUCUGUGAGCAGUGUGACCACCAUAUCUAGAGCCAAACUUAGGAGCGUCAAAAUGACAUUCGUCAUCGUUCUGGCGUAUAUAAUCUGCUGGGCGCCGUUUUUCACCGUGCAGAUGUGGUCUGUUUGGGAUAAAAACUUCCUCUGGGACGAUUCGGAGAACACGGCCGUGACGCUCUCAGCCUUGCUGGCGAGCUUGAACAGUUGCUGUAACCCCUGGAUCUAUAUGAUCUUCAGUGGGCAUCUCCUUCAGGAUUUCACACACUGCUUCCUUUGCCGUCAGAAAACGCAAAGAAAUGACAAGAAAGAUGAUUCAGACAGCAGCAUAAGGAAGACCACUCUACUCACCAGGAUCCCCAAUCGGAGUUCCAUAUGUGGUUUAAAUGAUCUUGAGCAUCCCUCGAAAUCUACUCAGCUGGAGACGUGAUGCUCUUUCGAGUCACGUGUUUUCAAAAUCCUGAUGGGAACUGGGUGAUCAUUUGUGUCAAGGCUAUGCAGUAAAUCGCAAGAAUAGAGAAAGCACGAAAGUUAUAAUCAUCGAGAACAAGAUAUUUCUGUGCCCAUCAAAUAAGCUGGUUCAAAAUGAAUUGUGGCUCCAGUGAUCUUCAAGCCAAUACACACUAUAACUGUGAAAUACAAAAAUGAAAUGAAUUGCGUUUGAAAUACAAGUUGUAAUGUAAAAAUCUGCAGGAGUGGAAAACAGAAAAAAAGGUGUUAUUGACUGUGAUGAAGUGCUCCGUGUUCCUCCGUGUUCCUCCGUGUUCCUCCGUGUUCCUCCGUGUUCCUCCGUGUUCCUCCGUGUUCCUCGUCUUCUGAGAACGUUUCAGUUGAAAGCGUGAUACGUGUCGUUUCAUUUGUCCUCUGCCACUACGAACCCUAUUCCUUCCACACAAAUAACACCACAUUUCAGUCUGUACAAAUGUACAGCAAUUUUACUGCAUUAUUUAUCGAUCUAAUGAACAUAACAACUGCAGUCAACAAUCACAUGGGUGCUAUUAUGAGAAGCUGUUAAUGCCAGUUUGUAUAGAGAACAGAAUUGUGUUGAUAAUUGGGGUUGUGUUAGCAAUCUCUUUUCUUAGAGAUGAUAGUUAGAUGAUUUUAUCAGUUUAACUGUGACUUUAAAAUUUUAUUCAUCUUGUCGUUUGUCUGUCGAAGCUGAAGUAGAUGUACAACUGGAUUAAAUUACUAAAUAGCAGCUAACGCAAUGUUUUUGUAGCCCGUAUCACAUUUUCUACAUUUGUAUGAACUGUUUUUUUUUUUUAUAAAAGUGUAACAUAUAUAGACAUCAUGAAGAAGCAUAUAAAAUGAGUAAUGUUGGUUGAGGUGAUGUUCUUGCAGGUUCUGUUG